This is a messenger RNA of Astyanax mexicanus (Mexican tetra), 1169 nucleotides long. RefSeq lists its product as uncharacterized. The transcript is spliced from 2 exons. NCBI's taxonomy places the organism in Eukaryota, Metazoa, Chordata, Actinopteri, Characiformes, Acestrorhamphidae. The coding region runs from base 4 to 951 and encodes 315 amino acids. The record is from RefSeq and is a predicted model, not a curated record.
GUCAUGUCUUGUUCAUUAUUCACAGUAAUGUACAGUACAGUUAACAGUGAUUAUCAUUUUAUUUUUAGAUUUGCAUCAUACAAGCAUCUCCAGGCCUUUUGGCACCUGGUGGAGCCUGCAGUGAAAACCAGGAUGGUCCGGAUCACCAGUUCCUGUGCUGCCUCUGCCAAUGUCAGUGAGCCAACUCAACAAAGAUCAACAAAACUCGCACCAAUAGAUGAACUGCUGCUGUUUCUGAUGCACCUGUCUGUGGGCCUACCUCUCAGGGAUCUUGCCAACCGCUUUGGUAUUCACCGCACCACAGCCAGCAGAAUUAUUGCAACAUGGACACACUUUCUGUACCAUCUACUUGGAUCUGUUCGCUUGUGGAUUCCAAAAGAAGAAGUGAAGGCUCACUUGCCACCCGAAUUUUCAGCAUUUCCUGACACACAAGUAGUGCUUGACUGCACAGAAAUUUUUUGCCAAACUCCCUCCUCGCUUGUUUUGCAGAGUGAGGUAUUCUCAACAUACAAAUCCCACACCACAUUCAAGGCCAUGAUUGGCAUUGCACCCCACGGUCCCAUCACCUUUGUGUCUGCAUUGUAUGCAGGCUCUUUGAGCGACCGGGAAAUCUUUAAACUGUCUGGAAUCACCAAACUCCUCACUGCUGACACAGCUAUUAUGGUGGACAAGGGUUUUCUCGUUGACAACCUUUUUCCAUGCAAGGUCUACCGACCUGCCUUUCUUUCAAACAGGAGCCAAAUGUGUAGAGAGGAUGUACAGCAGACCCAGUCCAUUGCCCGCUUGCGUGUUCAUGUCGAGAGGUGUAUCCGAAGGGUUAAAGAAAACAAGCUCUUUGACAAAGUCAUACCAUUGUCAGUGUGUGGAAGCAUUGAUCAAUUGUUUAGUGUGGCAUGCUUCCUGGUAAACUACCAAAACGGGCCACUGGUGAAAGCGUGGGCAGGCAAAUGAAUAAACUCUAAUACUGUACUCUAAUUCUAAUACUGUACAGUAGGUCAAAACACAUACACGCACACCAGUGGAAUAGAAGUACUUUCAUACCACAGUAAUGUUAAAGCUGCAAUCAGAUUUACUUUUUAAUUUCUUUGUUAAAAGUUGUGACAUUUGUGUUUAAUUUCAAAUUUGUUCGUAUGAUUGCAAGUACUGUUAAAAAAACAAAACAAAAAAAA